This is a messenger RNA of Selaginella moellendorffii, 1677 nucleotides long. Its product is annotated as pentatricopeptide repeat-containing protein At4g02750-like. The record is from RefSeq and is a predicted model, not a curated record. Gene Ontology annotation, molecular function: protein binding; RNA binding. NCBI's taxonomy places the organism in Eukaryota, Viridiplantae, Streptophyta, Lycopodiopsida, Selaginellales, Selaginellaceae. The coding region runs from base 1 to 1593 and encodes 530 amino acids. Gene Ontology annotation, biological process: RNA modification. The transcript is spliced from 3 exons.
AUGGCGUGCCAGGAAAAGGAAUCUUUCGAUCCCAGGGAAUCAAAGACGGCUCGUGCGUGGCUAGGCGAGCCGCAGUGGCCAGUUUUGCAGCGCUCGAUCUCGGCGAACAAAUCCCGGGACGAAAUCGCGGCAGCCAUCCGGCACUGUGGAGACAGCAAUGAUGUGUUCGCCGGCAGGAAAAUCCACGCCCAGAUCCACCUCUCCCGACAGCACCGGGAGGAUCUCUUCCUCGCCAAUCUCCUCGUCCAGAUGUACGGCAGGUGGGGCGACACCCGUACGGCACUCGAGACCUUUCGCGCCAUCCCCGACAAGAACCUCUUCUCGUAUACCAUCAUGAUGACUGCCUACCUGGACAGCACCGACAUCGCGGGCUGUAAGCGAAUAUUCGAUGGCAUGCCCCUGCACGAUCUAGUGUCCUGGAACGCCAUGGUUACUGCAUAUGCCCAAAACGGGUAUAUUCUAGAGUCUCGGCAAAUGCUUUUUUUUAUGCCGGAAUGGGACGUCUCUUCGUGGAAUUCUCUGCUAUCGGGGACGGCACAAAACGGGAAUAUACGUGAGGUACAAGAGGUUUACGGUAUGAUGCCGUACCGUGACGUUGUGACGGAGAGUACGCUCUUGGCAGCAUAUGCCCAUAAAGGGUAUUUGGAGUUGGCGGAGGAACUUUUUGAGAGUAUGACGGUCCGGAACAUGGUGUCGUAUACGUCCAUGGUUGCUGCGUACGGGAAAAGUGGGAUGAUUCAGAGAGCGAAAUCUAUGUUUGAUGUGAUGCCAGAGAGGAAUCUCGUUUCGUGGACUGUGAUGAUUUGUGUGUUUGCGGAGAAUGGGCUCCCAGAGCAAGCAAAGCGCACAUAUGAUCUAAUGCCGUGCCAAGAUUGUGUUGCUUUGGUUGCGGUGCUGGAUUCUUAUGCGCAGAUCGGAGACACAGUUCGUGCCAAAGAGCUGUUUGAUUCAAUGCCCAAGAAGAGCUUGAUCGCGUCAAAUGCAUUGAUGAAAGCACACGCUCUAGCUGGGGACCUGGAUGGAGCGAAAAGUUGUCUGGAGCAGAUGCCCGAAUGGAGUGAAUCUUCCUUUAACUUUUUCAUUGAGUUGUAUGGAAGGCAUGGGUUUGUUCUUGAGGCUAAAUCCAUGUUUGAUAUCAUGCCCUUAAAGAGCGUCAUAUCAUGGACAAACAUGACAGUUGCAUUUGCCUCGAAUGGACGUGUAGAAACCGCUUUUAAGCUCUUUGAUGGGAUGUUUGAGAAAAACAAAGUGAUAUGGAACACAAUCCUCCAUGGAUUUGCGCUUAAUAACCACAGGACAGAGAGUCUUGAGUUGUUUGUUAAAAUGGUGAUUGAGGGAUUUGAUCCAGAUGAAAUAUCUUUCAACAGUGUUCUUAGUGCUUGCAAUCACACUGGGAAUACUAAAUUGGGUUUGGAUUACUUGAUCUCAAUGGAAGUGGACUUUGGAUUGAAAGUAAUGUUAGAGCAUUUUCAUUGUGUCAUGGACCUAUUAGGGAGGGUAGGCAGGCUUGAUGAAAUUGAACAAUUGUUCAAUUGUAUGCCAUCUGCACCAAAUAGUAUCACAUGGACUAUUUUCUUAGCAUCUUAUCAUUAGUCUUACCUCAGAAAAUUAAAAUAAAGAUGUUAUUACUUUUGAGUCUAUUUUAAAUUUAAUAAAAUACAAGGGUAAAUUGUAGUA